Acanthaster planci (crown-of-thorns starfish) is the source of this 2831-nucleotide messenger RNA. RefSeq lists its product as uncharacterized. Lineage: Eukaryota; Metazoa; Echinodermata; Asteroidea; Valvatida; Acanthasteridae. Gene Ontology annotation, cellular component: cytoplasm. Gene Ontology annotation, molecular function: zinc ion binding; alcohol dehydrogenase (NAD+) activity. The record is from RefSeq and is a predicted model, not a curated record.
ACUUUGCCCGCGCCCUCCACAUGGGCCGCGUGGGAGUGAUGCACAGUUUUGCAACGAGCAGUGAGUACGUGUAAACCUAAGCUCACAAUCGUGGCAGAUCUAGGCAGAACGACAGGGGCAUUGGACAGUCCUCUCCCUACUGUCAGGAAGUGCGAAACUGCAACCAUGAAGUGUAUCCGUGUGAACACGCCCGGGGAGCCGCUGGUCUUCGUGAACGAUGAGCCAAUCCCAAAAGCUCCUGACGAUGGGGCAGUUGUAAAGAUCGCCUACGCUGGAGUGUGCCACACUGAUGUACACGUCUGGGAGGGUGGAGAAGGAGCAAAGUGUCUUGAGCUACUUGGCUGCAAGUAUCCCGUCGUCCCAGGACAUGAAAUAGCCGGCAUUCUUUUCUCCGUGGGCGAGAGCGCCGCCAAGAACAUCAGCGCGAGUGGGUUGAAGCUGGGAGAUCGUGUGAUUGUCUUUCCGUGGAUCUUCUGUGGUGAAUGCGGCCCUUGUAAAGCCGAUCACAGCGUCUUCUGUAAUGGCCCCAUAUCGGAAGUUAAAUCCAUUGGGCUGUCACAUAAUGGCGGAUUUGAGCAGUAUGUCGCCGUGCCUGAGCUGCGGUACGUGGUUCCUGUGCCUGACUCCAUACCUUUCCCGGUGGCCAGUCUUCUCCCCUGCAGUGGAAUAACUGGUUACCAUGCAGUCGAGGUAGCCGUCGGCUUGGUUAAAACCAUCACCGAGACCAAAGGUGGUUGUUCUGUCUUGGCGAUUGGAGCAGGUGGAGUUGGCCAGUGGGGAAUUCGCUUAGCUAGGGCUAUGUACCCUCCAGAAACACAAAUCAUUUGCGCAGAAAUCAAGCAAGAAGCGUUAGAUGGGGUUAUUAGUAGUGUCCGCGAUACCGUGCCGUUGCUCAUGGGUCGAGACCAGCCCAGUGACAGCAUCGCACAGCAAGUCAAGGCGGCUUCCCGCACCGGAAACGGCGUGAACCUCGUGCUGGAUUUCGUCGGUGUAACAAAGACGUUUGAUGUCGCCAUGAAGUCCCUGCAAACGAAAGGGCAAUACGUUGUCACUGGACUGCUCGGGGGUGAGGCACGGUUUUCUCUGCCCGAUUUGGUGAUGACUGCAAACGGUGUGAAGGGUGUCUUAGUAGGCAGCCUCACCCAGCAGAAGAGACUGGUGGACCUCGUCGUGAAAAUGCCGUCCAUAUACGAAAACCUGAAGUACAGCGUUCAUCCAAUGGAAGAAGGUAUCCAAAUCAUGGAGAAAUUGGCACGGGGGGAGGUGGUCGGACGGGCCAUACUUAAGUGUAACGAUGAUUAGCGGCCUUGGAAACGGUGUGGAAACUAAGAUAAGAUGGAAUCGAAGUCCUUUAAGUCCUAAAUCCUUAGUAACGCAUCCAUAGGCUAUGUUUUCCCAGACUGCCUGAUCGGUCUUCUAAAUACUAAUCAUGUAUAAUUAUGAAAACUGAUUUGUAUUCUUUAGGUAUGCAAAGAUGCAGGUUUGCAAGUAACAUCUAGUUGAUGAGUACGUAGGGGGUAAGGCGUUUUUGUAUUCAAAACACACUUUGAAAAUGCCAUUCAGGAAAACCAUUUUUUUGUUAAAAUAAGGCAUUAUUUCAAGUCUUAUCAGUUUACGCUUUUUGUGAUGAUUUAAGAGCUUGGCAGUUUUGAAUAUAUCAUGACAGUUUUCCGUUUAUCUGCGUGGCUGAGGUGCCGGUUUUCUUUUUUGGGGGGGGGGCAGGCACAGGGUUGCAGGAAUGCUAAGUCGUCUGUGGCAGGGGAAACUGGGAAGGGUAACAGAAAACAUAGUUUGACCAGGACCACUGGAACGACGGCUUUAAUUCUGAGUGCAUUGCAUCUGUGGCUACAGUCUUUGUUUGGGGUCCAUUGUUUGCGCUUUAUGUGAUGAUAUGGUAAAAUUUUCGCUGUUUUGGCAAACUAACAUAUUUUAUUAAAAAGCAGUUAUUCUUUUAAAAGCUAUGUACCAGUCAACUUCUGAGUUUGCCUUGCUUUAUGUUAAAUGACUGUAAUUCAAAUUUGUUAAGUACAUAUAGUUUGCUGUUAGGACUAUAGUCUUCAACACUUUAGCCCUUAGUUGUGCUUGAAAGAUGUUUCGCGCUUGAUGUUUGAUUCGCUUUAAUUGUAAUAUUUGAUGUUUGAUUUUUUUUAAUAUUCUUUAAUUUGUUCCGUUUUACUUUGCCGCAUAUGUUAUCCUCAUUAUGGUUAACUGGAAGUUCUCUUUUUUUCUGUAUUCGGUUAUUUAAACUGGGGUGUGUUUUGAUUUAGUAUAACUUUCUUUGAAGAUUGUGUUUUGUUUUUCUUACUUCCAUCUGGUUUCCUUGUUCAGUCGGUUUAUUUUUAUUCUUUCUUUUGAAAGUUUGAUGAUUGCUUUUGGUUAUAAUAAUAAUAAUAACAAGCACUUGUAAAGCUCCAUCUAUCUAGCAAACCAUUCCGAGAUGCUGUAUGAUCAUUAUCCCUGCACAUUGGGCUCACACAUCAUCUGAACAUUCCUGAAACCAUCUCAGCUCCCUGGGGAGUAUACUAGCCUGGUGCUGCCAUUCUGGCGCAAACGGCUAAACUACCAUAUCUGCCCUCACAGGUUAUACCUGAAUAGCUACCGUGUUAACUAGUACAAAUAUAUGGUCUUGGUCAUUUGAGCACGGUCAUCAAAGUUUUUGGAAGUCAUCAGUAACUGACAUCUUAAAUAGUGUUGAAUACUGCAUUGGACAUUUGGUCAAUUCUUUGAUGGAGUCCCUCAUUAACUUGUGUAGACAUUUCCGUCAUAUUGUUCAUUUAGAAAACUUUUGUGAUAGUUUUCCGUGAAAUAAAUGUGUUGCAGUGGAAAUCUGA